CUUGCUCAAACAUAACCCGUUCACUCACCAAACACUGCAUCCCCCUCCCCACUGGCGGGGGCGUUUUUCGAUGGUUGCAGCAUACUAAUGACGGCGGAAUAGUCAUCCAUCCUCCCGCAUCUCCUUUGCACCCCACCUUCCAGUGACGAGGCCUAGAAAUGGCCUACAACAACUAUGGCCCGCCCCCCGGGGCAUUUGGCCAACGACAACCUCCCUACAAUAACCACGGCUCCGGCGCACCACCCGGUAUGGGCCCUCCCCCCGGCAUGGAUGCGCCACCCGGCAUGCACGCCGGCUCUCCUCCCGUUAUGCACAACGCGCAGUUCCAGGCCCCACCUGCCAACAUGCCCAACUUCGACUUCAACGCCCCUGUCAUUCGCAUGGGCGUCCCGGAUCAGCCACAACCCCGGGCACCCUCGGGCGGUGGUGGCGCGUCAGGAAGAGGCAGCAACGCAGAGCCACUGGGGGGCCGGCGAGAUCGACGGGGUUUGGGCGCGGGUAAUGAUGACCCUCGGAGUCUCGACAGGGAAAGAGCAGCAGUGAGGGAGAACAUGAUGGCGCUUCAUCCACCGACGAGGGAGGAAGUCGCGCGAACAAUCUUCAUUGGCGGCUUGGGCCCGGGCGCUCCUAACGACGACUCCAUCGAGACCCUUCUCCGAUGUGCGGGCAAGUUGCGCCGAUGGACCAGAGCUCGGGAUGCGGAUGACAACAAAUGCAAGUUCGGCUUUGCCGAAUACGAAGAUGUCGAGAGUCUCGAAGCCGCCAACGAGAUCUACGUGGGCAUGGAAGUGCCCGUCUUUAACAAGAGCGGCGCAGUGGUGAAGGAAGACGAUGGCGACGUUAAGAGGAUGGGCUUGCUUGUGGUGGUGGAUGAGCAGAGCAAGAACUACAUCGACGAGUGGAAGGGCAAGAGGAAUGAAGACGACGACGCCAGACAGUUCCGAAUCGACGGGUGCAAGGAAGAUCUUAGGCAGUCCCUUGCCGCUCUGGCGAAUGCGGGCGCGUUUCUGGCGAAUAACGAGGCCAUGGCCAACGGCGAUGGCGAUGCUACAAUGGGAGAUUCGACCGCCGAGACGAAUGGUGAGGGUGCAGAAGUGGUGACGAUCCCCCUGACGCUGGAAGACGAGCUUGCCGAUAUUCCGGCGGAGAUGCGUGCUACCGUGGCGGCAGAAAUCAAAGCCUUCCGCGAUAGAUCGAAUAGGAGAGAUCUGGAGCGUUUGAGGCGGGAGGAGGAGAUGGAGCAAGCGGAAAAGCGGCCAACUAUUCCCGGCAGAGUCAAUCGCCUUGCCUCCCCUCCAGUUUCUGCUCCAUCCGGACCAGCCAGUGCUGCGAAUGGCGUUCCAGUAGGACCGCGAGAUCGCGCAGGUGGUGUGCAAGGCGCUCCGUCUGGACCCCGAGGCUACAGAGGCGCGCAACUACCAAGCGACUACGUGAAUGGGGUGUCGUUCGUUGGCACAAAUGGUAUUGCCGUCGAUCGGGAGGACGAAGAGGCUGAAGAGAGUGAUGAAGAACUCGAGCGACGACGCAAAGCCAAGAAAGACGCCGAUGCGGAGAAGCAGUACCUCGAUGCGGAGCGUCGUCUGCUCAAUCGCGAGCGCACUCGCGCUGCAGCGCAAGAGCGGGAGCAAGUACGUGAGGAAGCUGAGAAGCGGGAGAAGGAGCGGGAGAGGGAAGCGAUUGCGAAACGACUCCGUGAAUGGGAUGAUGAGGAGGAAGCUCGUCUCGCUCGUGAAGAGUAUUACCUCGACCGUUCAUCGUGGCUGCGCAAGCGUGGCGCCUACCGCGAUCGCGAGCAGCGUGAGGAUGAUCGGGACCGUGCUGCUGAAGAGCGAGAGAAGGCAGAGGAUCGAAAGCGCGCUGCAGAGGCGCGCGGCUUGGCUGACAACUUCCUCGAUCAGACCGGCAAUGAACUGGAACGAAAGGCAGCCGAGCAACCUGGUGCAGGCUUCGGAGGCUUCAAAAUGUCCUUGGGCCCCGCAGCAGCCCGGAACAAGACUGCUGCCCAGCCUGCAGCGCCGCGCAGAGCGUUGGCAGAAGUGGAGGGUCUAUUGGAGGAUGAGGAAGACGCCGCUGCUGCUGGGAUGAAGCGACCGGAGCUGAAACCCCUGACCGACACAUCCACCAUCCCGCAAUACACAAGCGAUUUGAGCGAAGAAGAGCGCAAGGACCUCCGACAGCAGCUCGCCGCCGAGAUCCCCACGUCGACUUCCGCCCUCUUCGAAUUCCCGGUCAAGUUCAACUUCCUCACUCCCGCCAUCAUCACCGAGCAGAUUCGGCCGUUUGUGGAGAAGAAGGUGGUGGAUUACUUGGGCGUGCAGGAGGACUUGCUCGUGGAUGCGGUGAUGGACGGGCUGUCGGAGAAGAAGCAAGCGCGGGCGAUUGUGGCGGAGUUGGAGGAUGCGUUGGAGGAUGAGGCUGAGGCUUUGGUCAAGAAGGUGUGGAGGAUGGUGGUGUUUUGCACAGAGUGCGAGAGUAGGGGCUUGGUUUGAGAGGGUGCUACUCCCAGUACGAUGGCUAUUCAAGACCGUCGCUACUCCAAGUACCGUCACGUAUCAAGUUGACUGCAAGAAGCACAGUUCUUCAAUCUGGUCAUCAAUCAAGCUCAAUCAGUGAGGACGGCUGCCCUGUCGCAGACGCUUGCGAGGACGUUGGUGCACUUCUUCGUCCAUGUAGUCCUCGUCAUUCUCCUCAUUCUUGGCCGCCACUUCUGUCGAGCCUUCCUUGACUUUUACCUCAACGAAGUGACUCUCGCACUCGUCUUUGCCGGAUCCAUCGACAAUCCAUCCUUCGAUUUUCCCUGGCACGGAAUUAAUUAGCGCAGCACAUCACAGCUAGGCUUCAAGGAAACCCUCACCCUUCCUCAC
This is a messenger RNA of Neohortaea acidophila, 2864 nucleotides long. RefSeq lists its product as uncharacterized. Gene Ontology annotation, cellular component: spliceosomal complex. Gene Ontology annotation, biological process: mRNA processing. Bases 159 to 2489 code for a protein of 776 amino acids. The record is from RefSeq and is a predicted model, not a curated record. Lineage: Eukaryota; Fungi; Ascomycota; Dothideomycetes; Mycosphaerellales; Teratosphaeriaceae. Gene Ontology annotation, molecular function: mRNA binding. The transcript has a single exon.